AUGACGGUGUUGGCGGACAAAGUGAGGUAUGUUCUUGGGGAUGGGAACUUAAUCUUGUUUUGGGAUUCUGUUUGGCAAGGAGAUGUUUCUUUCAGAGCAUCUUUCCACGAUCUGUAUGUUAUUAGUAAGAAGAAAAAGGCGAAGGUAGGCGAUAUGGGAGAGUUGAUUGGAAAUUUUUGGGCCUGGGGUGAUCUGGGUUGCGAGGUCCAGCAUUCGGAAGGCGUAGUCGGGGGGCUGCUGCAGCAGCAGCUUUUUUCAAUUCUUUCGAUCCUUGGCCCUGUGUCGCCGGACAGGAAUCGUUCUGAUUCUUUGUCUUGGAUUUGCGAUGUGGACAGGGGUUACACUUCGAAGUCCAGUUACGAUCUUUUGAUCAGUAGAGGAAUACCGGAAUGGGAGGAGGAUAACAAAGCCGACACCUUCGUGGAUUUGUGGUCAAUGGAUAUCCCCUUCACUGUUAGAGCCUUUAUCUGGAGGUGUUUUCUCAACAGAGCUCCUACAAAAGAUCAGCUUCUAUCUCGCGGUAUUUCUAUCCUUAACGAUGAUUAUAAUUGCGUUUUCUAUUCGGAAAAUCAGGAAUCCGUUUGCCAUCUUUUGUUUAGUUGUUCUGUAUCGACUCUGAUUUGGAAAAACAUGGUGGAAUGGACCGGUUUGGAUCUGAUUUCAGACCCUUGUAUCUGGAGGAAUUUUCGGAUUUGGGGCAACGGUGUAAGGAGAUACGGCAUAAGUAGGAGGAAGAUGGGAAUGAUUUGGGCAGCGGUGGUUUGGGAAAUUUGGAAGCUUCGGAACAAUAUCAUCUUCAACGGAGGCAUUUGCAACAUUAACGAUCUCUCGUGGAAUAUUAAACUAUCAGCGUGGAAGUGGUUAUCCAUCGGUAAAAUUGCGAACACCAAGUGUAAUUUCUACGAGUUUAGUAGAAAUCCGCUCCUUUACUUUAAGUAG
Vicia villosa (hairy vetch) is the source of this 939-nucleotide messenger RNA. RefSeq lists its product as uncharacterized. Bases 1 to 939 code for a protein of 312 amino acids. Lineage: Eukaryota; Viridiplantae; Streptophyta; Magnoliopsida; Fabales; Fabaceae. The record is from RefSeq and is a predicted model, not a curated record. The transcript has a single exon.